Molecule: messenger RNA, 1561 nt
Organism: Polyodon spathula (Mississippi paddlefish)
Lineage: Eukaryota; Metazoa; Chordata; Actinopteri; Acipenseriformes; Polyodontidae
Product: tumor necrosis factor alpha-induced protein 8
Exons: 2
Coding region: 343-843 (166 amino acids)
Biological process (GO): regulation of apoptotic process
Cellular component (GO): cytoplasm
Source: RefSeq, a predicted model, not a curated record
AAAAGCCUGCUGUUGGCAGAUGCCACACAUUUCCAGAUAGCUGGCAGUGCUGAGAGGUGCAAUUUGACUCAAGUAUUUAAUGUAUUUCCCUUGCAGUCAGAGGUCUUUUGUGCUGAGCGUAAUUAAACUGCGAGGAAGGCACUCCCUGCUGAACCUCCUUACCGUUCUACUUAAUACAUUACUUUCAUAGUGAUGACUUACUCCAGAAAAAAAAAAAAAAAAAAAAAAACACUGACAAAUUAACUCCACCCUUUCCAGGAGCCGGAGUAGCAGAAGGUGGCCACAGAUGUCUUCAGUUCCAAGAGCCUGGCAGUUCAGGUUCAGAAGAAGAUACUGGGGAAAAUGGCCUCCAAAUCGAUCGCUACAAUACUGAUAGACGACACCAGCAGUGAGGUCCUGGAUGAGCUAUACAGAGUAACCAGAGAGUUCACACAAAACAAAAAGGAGGCAGAGAAGAUCACGAAAAACCUCAUCAAGAUAAUCAUUAAACUGGCCGUUCUCUUCAGGAACAACCAGUUCAACCAAGAAGAACUAGCACUCAUGGAGAAGUUUAAGAAAAAAGUCCAUGGGUUGGCCAUGACUGUCGUCAGUUUCCACCAAGUUGAUUUUACUUUUGACCGGAAUGUUUUGUCCAAACUUUUGAAUGAAUGCAGGGAGUUGCUCCACCAGGUUAUCAAUCGCCAUCUAACAGUAAAAUCCCAUGGACGAGUCAAUAUUGUCUUUGAUCAUUUUUCAAAUUGCGAGUUUCUUGCUGUUUUGUACAACCCCUUUGGACCUUAUAAACCCCAUUUGCUGAAACUCUGUGAUGGAGUCAACAAAAUGCUAGACGAGGGGCACAUUUGAAGGGACAUUUGCAGGAAAUAAGUGUAUGUUUGUAUUCUGUGCACGAUAUAAUUGAUCACUUGCUGUAUUUUAUCUGUGCACGUUACAAUUGAUCACUUGCUGUAUUUUUCUUUGUGAUCAGGUUAUAUAUGCUAAUGUAUGUAUUAUUGUGCAGAAGCCUGAAUGCCUCUUUGCUGUGCUAUGCUGAAAAGAUAUUUUUUUUUUUUACUGCAUUGCUUUAAUAGACGUUUAGACUGGGCGUCUUGGCUGACUAGCACUGAGGAAAACUGGUCAAACUUGACUCAUUAUCCAUCAACAACAUAAAAUACCAAACAUUAAGUAAACACGCCUCAGUAUUACUGUACAGUUUAAUUUGCCCUUCUUACAGAUGGUUAGAUUUUGUGUCCUGCUAAAUCUACAAAAGUACAUUGUUGUGUAAUAUUCAUUAUGAUUCCAAAAAUGUAUUUUGUUGUUACAAACUUAUAUAUUUAUAAAGAGUUUUACUAAUGCAUUCCUUUUGUAAAUACUGGGGAUUUGAAACUCAAUGACCUCCAUCUGUUGAAUGUGGAAAGCUAAUAUACUGUAUGAUGCAAUGAAACAAGUACAAAAGCUUUAUACUGUAAUAUAAAAUAUUAUGUUGCAAAUAGGAAAGUGUUUAACUAAGAGUGUUUGUUUGUUUUUCAAAUGUUAUCUAACAAAUAUAUAAAAACACAGCUGGCCAAUGCUGUAAAGCGAAUAC